UAAUGCUUUGACCCGGCUCUCCCUGCAGGAACCCCAUGGUCACCGGGACGUCGGUGCUCGGUGUGAAGUUCACCGGCGGCGUCAUGAUCGCGGCGGACAUGUUGGGCUCCUACGGCUCUCUGGCUCGCUUCAGGAACAUCUCGCGCCUCAUGAAGGUGAACGACAACACCAUCCUGGGAGCUUCAGGAGAUUACGCCGACUACCAGCAUCUCAAGCACAUCAUUGAGCAGAUGGUCAUCGAUGAGGAGCUGCUGGGCGACGGUCACAGCUACAGUCCUAAAGCGGUCCACUCCUGGCUGACCAGAGUCAUGUACAACCGACGCAGCAAGAUGAACCCUCUGUGGAACACGGUGGUGAUCGGAGGCUUCUACAACGGAGAGAGUUUCCUAGGUUACGUGGACAAACUGGGCGUGGCCUAUGAGGCGCCCACAGUGGCCACGGGCUUCGGAGCAUACCUCGCUCAGCCUCUGAUGAGGGAGGUGGUGGAGAACAAAGCAGAGAUCUCUCAGCAGGAAGCUCGUGAUUUGUUGGAGCGCUGCCUCAAAGUCCUCUACUACAGAGACGCUCGGUCCUACAACAGACAUGAGAUCGCCAUAGUAACAGAGGGGGGUGUGGAGAUCGUUGGUCCUCUGUCCUCUGAGACUAACUGGGACAUCGCUCACAUGGUCAGCGGGUUUGAAUGAAGACGAGCGGCGACUGACGAAGUCUUUCAAACAACUUAUCAUUCUCAGUUUAAUCUUUUUCUGAUGUUCAUUGUAACUUUUGUAUAAUGGAAAAUAAAUGUGGUGAAUCCAAAAA
Molecule: messenger RNA, 798 nt
Organism: Anarrhichthys ocellatus (wolf-eel)
Lineage: Eukaryota; Metazoa; Chordata; Actinopteri; Perciformes; Anarhichadidae
Gene: psmb4
Product: proteasome 20S subunit beta 4
Exons: 7
Coding region: 36-683 (215 amino acids)
Cellular component (GO): proteasome core complex; cytoplasm
Source: RefSeq, a predicted model, not a curated record